This is a messenger RNA of Colletotrichum destructivum, 886 nucleotides long. RefSeq lists its product as uncharacterized. Bases 239 to 736 code for a protein of 165 amino acids. Lineage: Eukaryota; Fungi; Ascomycota; Sordariomycetes; Glomerellales; Glomerellaceae. The transcript has 2 exons. The record is from RefSeq and is a predicted model, not a curated record.
CUCCACCUCUAUCUCUAUUUGCAUCUGCUUCAUUCUCUUUGGUUGAUAUUGUGAUUUCACAACUCCUGGUAAACCAGCAGUCCAGUGUCAACAUACACGCUCACUUUUUUGCACGUUUUUCAUCUCAUUCCGCAGUGGAAAGUCGUUUUGCUCUGCAGACCCUGACAUCCCUGUGUUGCUUGACAAUCCGUCCACACCCUUCACGCCUGGAAAAGAAAAGAAAAGAAAAGAGAACAAAAUGAGGGUGUCAGUCCUCGCCCUCGCCUUGUCAAGCGGUGCAUCAGCCCUGCCUGCUCUCGGCGGUCUUGCAGUCCGUCAAGCAAGCCAUCUCGCCAACCGAAACGUCGAGUUCAAGGGCGCCGAAGCCCCUUCGCUGAUAGACGACAUGAACCUCUCCCGCGCCGAAACAAUAGCCGUGCGAGAAGAGGUGAUGGCAGACACACAGAAAAGGAGCAUGGCAAUCGAGCCAAGGCAGGCCGCCAAAACGGGAGGGAAGAAUGCGCAAGAGGGCGCUCCUCGAAUCGAGGCAAUCGGUGACAACAAGAAGAAUCCGAAGACGGACUUGACCGACUCGGAGGCGGCAGAAAUCGUGUCUUCUAUCGACUUGACGGACAAGAAGGCGCCCGGGUCACUGAAUGCCAAAGGACAGAGAAAUCCACUGCCUGGGUUGAGUGCUGAGAUGACGGACCUAAUCAUAAAGCAGGGUCAGGCAGCUCUCAAGGAAGCGGGUGCAUGAUGGGGCACGGCCGCCAUGCCGACGUACCUCGAUGCCUUCAAAUCAAAGCCUGUCUUUUAGGACACUAAUCUUUGUUGCCCUCCAUUCGAACCCUUCUCACGAGAAAUGCAAUGUCAUCAAAGAAAUUAAAUACACAUUCAAACAGUCUCG